UCCCUUUAGCAAGCCUCUAGUAUCGAUUUGACGUGGAGAAAGUCAAAGCAAAACAACAAAUUUCGUUUGCGAAAACUUGUAUCGAAAAUACCAAAUUUAAGUGAAUAUAAGAAAAUAAUCAGAUGAUGAAUAAAUACCAGCUGAUUGCGAUAGUAGUUGCAGCCCUUUGCAUCUGCCUGCACGCCAAAAAAUUCAAGGAAGACGAAAAACCAGCUUGGGCCAAAAAGGACAUACGUGACUACACCGAUGCUGAUUUGGAACGUCUGCUGGAUCAAUGGGAGGAAGACGAGGAACCACUGGAACCUGACGAGCUUCCGGAGCAUCUUCGACCGUCACCUCCAAUCGAUAUUUCUCAGAUGGACAUGACAAGACCCGAAGACAUCUUAAAAGCAUCAAAGAAAGGUAAAACUUUGAUGAGUUUUGUUACGGUCAAUGGGAACCCAGCCCGUGAGGAAACCGAAGAGAUCACAAAAUUGUGGCAGACCAGUUUGUGGAACAAUCAUAUUCAAGCCGAGCGCUACCUGAUUGAUGAUAAUCGAGCAAUAUUCAUGUUCAAGGAAGGUUCACAGGCCUGGGAAGCGAAAGAUUUCCUAGUCGAACAGGAGCGUUGUUUACAAGUUACAAUCGAAAACAAAGAUUACAAAGGUAAACACAACAAGGAUUCGGAGGACGAAACGAAGGAUGAACUGUAAAGCUUGGAAGGGCGUCUAAAAUGUGCAACCGAUGGCAUUUUUUUAGUUCAUAUGUGUGGAAUAAUGUAAAAUAUUCUAGGUUUAAACUUAACUUUACUGGAAUGGAUUUGACUGAAUUGAAACAAAGUUUUUUUUUCCUGAUAUUGUGUGUAUUCAGAUAUGAAUAACUGAGUAGACGAUUAAGCAUAGGCAUAAAUAAAUGAGAAAUAAACAGAACUUAUAUUUCUA
Malaya genurostris is the source of this 920-nucleotide messenger RNA. It is a transcript of the gene boca, whose product is annotated as LDLR chaperone boca. The record is from RefSeq and is a predicted model, not a curated record. The transcript has 2 exons. The coding region runs from base 123 to 692 and encodes 189 amino acids. Gene Ontology annotation, biological process: protein folding. NCBI's taxonomy places the organism in Eukaryota, Metazoa, Arthropoda, Insecta, Diptera, Culicidae.